Antechinus flavipes (yellow-footed antechinus) is the source of this 2222-nucleotide messenger RNA. It is a transcript of the gene MFSD6L, whose product is annotated as major facilitator superfamily domain containing 6 like. The transcript has a single exon. Gene Ontology annotation, cellular component: membrane. The coding region runs from base 164 to 2053 and encodes 629 amino acids. The record is from RefSeq and is a predicted model, not a curated record. Lineage: Eukaryota; Metazoa; Chordata; Mammalia; Dasyuromorphia; Dasyuridae.
CCCAGUUUCUUCUAUGUGGGCUCUGCUGUUUCUGUUCUGCCCAGGUAUUGGCCUUGGGCUGGAUCUCUUCUCUGUUUCCUCACCCUAAAAGUGGAACUGUUUUCUUCAGGGUGCUGUCCUCUGCUUCCUGCCCUCUCUGUUCCUAUUGAGGGACUCUGAAGCCAUGAGUGCCAACCCACAAUGGGAUGUCAGCAAGGCUUUGGCUGUGGCCCGGCUCUUCUACCUUUUGUGUGGAGCCAGAGAUGCUUGUGUGGCCCCUUUCCUGACACUCUACCUGAGGCAGCUGGGCCUUGCUGCCCCCUGGGUGGGAGUCUUAAUGGGCGCUAAGCACUUGAUUGCCUCCACGUGGGCUCCAGUGUGCUCCUUCCUGGCCAAAAACUAUCGGAAGAGGCAAUUGCUUCUGACAGGAUCCCUUCUGGGCUCCGCAAUUGCUGGGCUACUUCUGACCCUUGUGAGUCCCCUGGACAAGGAUAUGGUGUAUCGUUAUUGUAACAGCAACAAGAGCCUGGCUGCUACAGGGGUGGCACUCCAAGUGAUGCUCCCUGUCAGUAUAGCCCCAAACCAUUCAGCUAGAGUAACAAGCUUUACAAGAUUCAAACAAGAAUUGUCCUCUGGUUUCCCAGUUAGACUGCUCAGGAAUGCCAGAAAAAACAUCCUUCAAAAAGAACAUUUUACAUCCCUGUCUGUCCUUCCAGGCGUCUACUUUGAGAAAGCUAGGGAAACCAUCCAGGAAACAGCCCCUCCUCCAAUGAAUGAAGUGCUUGAAGUGGAAACCUCCCCCAUGAAGAUACAAAGGAGUCUAAUUAGCCCUUCUAACUCAGAGAUAAUGAUGGGGAAAGGUGAUUCCUGGAACAGCGUAUUUGAAACAACAAGCCCUGCUUUACCUCUGCUUCAUGUGGACUCUGAACUUGAAACUCCAAGUAUUAAGGGGAAUCUGUCACUAGCUGAGAAGACAGGAGCCCAGGAAAAUAGUUUAGCCCUGUCUUUGGAAGGACAGCACUGGAUUUUUCUUCUUUCUAUGAUGGUGGUGCUGUUCUGGGAACUUUUGUCUGCCCCUCUGGGGCCGGCCACUGCUGAUAGCCUCUACGAAUACUUGGAUUUUGUGGAUGCCACUGACUGCUACAGAAGACUCUGGGUUUGGAGAUUGCUUGGCGCGUCUAUAGCAGUGUCCACUGUCCCAGUCUUGGUGGGUCAGCUAAACUGUUUCCUGACAGGAGACACCCCUCGGGCCGUAGUGUACUUCUAUGUCUACACAUUGCUCAGCAUAUUGGCCUUGCCAAUUAGUUUUGCUAUUCCUAUUCCUAACUCUAAGAGGAGGGAACCUAGCCACAAAGCCAUCAAAACACUGAGCCUCAUCGGAAGUGACUGCCUCCUUGUCCUGCUGGCUGUCACAGUUUUCCUGACUGGAGCUGCAGUGGCUAAUGUAGAGAAUUUCCUCUUCUGGCAGAUGCAAGACCAAGGCAGCAAUGAUUUGAGCAUGGGGCUCUCUGUCACCCUCAGUUUGAUGGGAGAGAUCCUACUGCAUCCUUUCAAAGCUAAGAUGCUCAAAAAUCUGUCUAGUUUGGGUACAUUGGGCCUGGGGCUGGGCUGCCUUUCUGGGCAGCUUCUGUAUUAUGCUUUACUUUGGAACUGGUGGGCAAUAUUUCCUGCUCAGGUCUUUGGUGCCAUAAGUAAUGGAGCUCUGUGGUGGGCAGUGGAUGCUUUAGUGGAAGACCUGGUAAUUCCUGGCACAGAAAGACCUCUGAGUGUGAUGCUGAGAGGCCUCUUUUAUGGGAAUGGGGCAAGUUUAGGGAGCUUUGUAGGGGGUUUUGUGGUAUUUCAUUACAGUCUGGCUGUGCUAUAUAAGACUUACUGUGUGGUUCUGUCCCUUUGGUUAGUUUUGUUCAUGGCCAUCCAAUCAAAGAUCCCCCAACAGAGAAAAAUCAAUUACUCAAAAAUAUUGGCCAUGGAUACUGCUGAUGUCAGUGAUUCUGAGGAAGGAGCUGAACGAGACUGGCUUAUCAAAGCCAUGAGAGAUGAAUAUUUGACAGGAAGGGCUGAAAACAAAUAUUAAUUCUAAUGAAAUGCUUUACCCAGGAAAAGAACCAGUUUGCUGUUGCUCAAAAUUAAUUGUUAGAAGGCAAAAUGAAAGAUUUGUCUUGGGUUGCAGGAAGUUCUAAGAGAGCUUGGUUUUGUGCCAGUGGAUUGAUAUAAUCAUCCCAUUUUCUAUUGUAUAAUUUCAU